Oncorhynchus gorbuscha (pink salmon) is the source of this 6603-nucleotide messenger RNA. RefSeq names its product tyrosine-protein phosphatase non-receptor type 20-like. Bases 131 to 6466 code for a protein of 2111 amino acids. Gene Ontology annotation, cellular component: cytoskeleton. The transcript is spliced from 40 exons. Lineage: Eukaryota; Metazoa; Chordata; Actinopteri; Salmoniformes; Salmonidae. Gene Ontology annotation, biological process: protein dephosphorylation. Gene Ontology annotation, molecular function: protein tyrosine phosphatase activity; protein binding. The record is from RefSeq and is a predicted model, not a curated record.
UGUAGCUCCUAUUUACAGAGAGGACACCAAUAUAACAUCCAAUGAUCACAAGGAUUAUAUUGGAGCGUUGUCGAAGAGGGUGAGGACAUUACUAAAGGUUCGAGUUCUUCACAUAUCGAAUACGACCAGGAUGAGCAGCACGUUUGUGACGCUAGCGGAAGUGUUGGAGUGUCGAGGAGGCCCUCUUCUGGAGGACGAGGUGUGGUCCCUCCUCCUGGGCACUGCAGAGUCCCUGGUCGACGUCUCAUACAAAGGACAUAACAGCAUGAGUAGCAUCAUAAGCCCCACCUCCCUGCUGCUCUCGGCCACUGGAACACUGGCGUUUAAGAACUGCACCCUAUCAGAUGAUGCAUGCACCUUCACCGCGCCAGAGAUGCUGCAAGGCCGUGCCUCCUCAACCAAACCUGCUAUAGAGAAGAUGCUGGUGUAUUCACUUGGUAUGACUCUCUACUGGUCUGUCGAUUAUCAUCUACCUCAGAAUCAGCCAGUCCAGUUGAGUGACCACCUUAACAGCCUGCUACUGAGCAUGUGCGAGGACCUGGCCCACCGCAGGGUCAAUCUCAACAGUAUCUUGGAAUCCUGUGAGUCUCAGCACAAAGCCUCUCUCCUGCCUCCGCCCAACAGAGUCAUAGGACAACUGGUGGAGGAUGUCUUUCACAAAGCUGUGGACCAUGGCUCUGUGCCAGAGCCCUUUGCCCCGCUGAGUGGGAGGAGUCAGAUGGUCAGAGAGAGGCUUCAUGGUAAGCGUGAUCGGUAUCCUGACUACAGUGAGGACAGCGCGGCUGGAGCGGAGAGUAGACGGUACUCUAACGACUCCACCAAGUCAGAAAGUUUACUUCACAAACCCUGGAGACAGAAAGCCAGGAGCUCGCCCACCCCUGCAUACCCACCGAACAUAGACCGACUGCCACAGGGUGUCAGACACAGAGAAAGUAGUAGUAGCUGGCUGUGCCAGAGCCCCUACAUUGGCGUCCCCUCAAAGGGCGUACCCCAAUCCCCCAGCCCCUCCAUCACUUUCAGCGACUCCUCAGCCAGCCUCACCCAGAGGAAAGCCAAGGCUCUUGGUCCCGAGUUUAUCAGAAUGGCUGACGAACCCCAGGUAGUUCUGGAGCUACCCGGAUCCAUAGUGUCUAAGAAGGGCAGGUCUUGUUCGUCUCAGAGGGAGGUCAUUGUGGUGUUGCCCAGUGGUCAGUCUGUAUUGGUCAGAUGUGACAUGAAGUCCAGAGGGAGGGACGUGUUCGACAUGGUGGUGGCUCACGCUAACCUGGUGGAGCACUUCUACUUCGGACUGGCCUACACCGACGAUGAUGAAUAUUUCUUCUUGGACCACGAGACGAAAAUCUCUAAAGUUGCUCCUGACAGUUGGAAGAAAGUAGUGUCGACCUCUUUUCUUGUUUUUCUAAGGAUCAAGUUUUUUGUUGAUGAUAUCUCCUUCAUAUUACACAGGGUGACGCUUCACCAGUACUACUUGCAGCUGCGGAAGGACAUCCUAGAGGACAGGUUGUACUGCAACGAGGAGACAGGCAUGUUCCUGGCAGCUCUCGCAUUACAGGCUGAGUUUGGGGACUACAUUUCUGAGUUGUAUGGCAGGAACUACUACCAGCUAGAGCAGUUUGUGUCUAAGAGGAUGCUGGAGAAGAUGGCUCUGCCCAAUCUAAAGGAGGAGUUGCCACGGUUACAUGCCAACAAUGCCCAGAUGCUGCCAGAGGAGGCAGAAACCGAGUACCUAAAAAUCGCCCAGCAGCUUCCAGAGUAUGGGAUGGUGUUCCAUCGGGUAUGCCGGGAGAAGAAGCCGGUGGCGGGGGAGCUGGUGCUGGGAGUCUGUGCCACAGGAAUCAUCGUCUAUGAGCUGAAGAACCACCUCCGCACUGUCACACGGCGAUUCCUCUGGAGGGAGACCGAUACCAUCUCCGCCAACCAUCGUAAGCUGACCAUAGAGUGUGGUGGUCCCAGUGGUAAGAAGCACAGCUUUGUAACAGAGAGUUCUAAGAUUGCGCAGUACCUCCUUAGUCUCUGCUCCGGGCAGCACAAGUUCCACAGCGAGAUGAGUUCCAGGCAACUCAGCCACAGCAUCGCUCAAGAUGAGAACAUUGACAAGUACCAGUCUAUUUGUCGGACCAGUGACUCCCGUAUGAAGCGUCUUUCAUGUUCUGAGGUUGUCCUGAACAGCGUAGAGUUACCAUCCAACCUCGGCCACCGCGAGUCAUUAAGUAAGUCGUGUGAUGACAUCACGGCGAAGGUGGAGGCGCGUCUAAGGCAACAGAGAGAGUUGAGGGAAAUGAGCAGAGAUCUACCUGAGCCAUGCCCACUGUCAGAGAUGAAGGAACAGCAGGGCUGGAGUACUCCAGAGCCCAUCCCCAGAAUCAUGUCCAAUCCCAUGCUACAGAAACAUGACUCCACAACCUCCUCUAUACAUGUAGACACUCCAACCAGGGGUUCUCCAGAGAGAGAGAUCAUCAGUCUGAUCCUAAGGAAAGACCCUAAACUGGGCUUUGGGUUUGUGAUAGUGGGCGAGAACAACACAGGGAAACUGGACCUGGGAAUCUUCAUAGCCUCCAUCGUACCUGACGGACCAGCAGACAGAGACGGCAGAAUCAGACCAGGUGGUCGUCUGAUUUCUCUAAAUAAGAUCAGUCUGGAGGGCGUGACGUUCACUGACGCAGCAGUCAUCCUCCAGAACAGCCCUGAUGAGGUGGAGCUCAUCGUCUCACAGCCCAAAUAUUCUCUGAGAGACAGUAAGACUUCUCUGGCCCCCAGUACCAUGAGUCUGAUGUUGGAGAGGGGCAUUGGGUCCCAGACCACACUGAGUGGAACAGAAUUCCAACCAGCCAUGGAGGAGCUGGAGGAAGCACUGGCUCUGUCCAACCUGGCCACACCUAAACAUGGCAAGAGACUCCACAUCCCUGAGGUCCGGAUCCUGGAUGCUCAGGAGGUGUGUUCCAGGUCUCCCUCUCUCUGCAGUCUGAGAGCCAGGGAACAGCUUGUGGUGGAGCUGAAGAAGGCCAACGGCAGCCUGGGUAUAAGUGUAGCUGGUGGAAUGAACACCUGUGUUCGUUACGAGGGGAUAUACAUCAAGAGUCUGGUGCCAGGGGCCGCUGCUGAGCAGGAUGGGCGCAUUCAGAUAGGUGACCGACUGCUGGAAGUUGAUGGGUCCAACCUACGAGGUGUAACACACAAACAGGCCGUGGAGUGCCUGAAGAAGACUGGAGAGGUGGUGAGUCUGCUUUUAGAGAGGGAGCCCCAGGUGGUGUUGGGGGCAGGAGCAAAUCGCCCCCGCUCAGCUUCACAGAGCCAAUCAGGAAGUCUCAGGAGAGACAGCUCCAUGGAGAUGACCUUGAGUGGCAAGACCAAGGACUACAGCUUUGUCACUGAUGACAACACUCUGGAGGUGCUGUUGAAGAAGAGCCUGUGUGGUUUGGGCUUCAGCUUCUACAUCAGUGAGUUGAACAGUGGUUGUGACCAGGGCAGCAGUGUGGUGCGGAUCAAAACCCUUUUCCAGGGUCAACCAGCCAAGGAGUCAGGACAGAUCAGAGAAGGAGACGUCAUAUUGGCUGUUAAUGGACAAUGGGUUAAAGGCCUCAGCUACCAGAGGGUGUUGUUCCUGCUCCGUGGGCCUCCGUCUGAGGUCCACCUGACUGUCUGCAGACCUGCUCUUGGAGUACUGUCUCAACUGGAUGCUGACACACUGGUUCCUUUCUUGUCUCCAAACCGUGGGGUGAGGUCCAAGUCUCUAGACAUCAGGCUUGGGGAAGAUUAUAGCCAGCUGCUCAAGCUACAGGCAUACCAGAACCGUCAGUACAACCAGGAAAACCAGGCCCAAAAGGAGCCAAUGCAGACAUCACAAGCCCAGGACCAAGCCUCCAGGCAGGCCAGACAAACGGACAAAUCCCCUGAGCCCUCUGGAGGUUCGAAGACUCAACAGAGUCAGGAUAGUCAAGACAGUGAGAUGGACGCAGCCGAGAACCAGCCUUCCUCACCCUCUCCCUCACCCCCUUCCCCCAUCUCCCUCGCCAGCAUAAGUGACGCAGGAGACAGUGAAGAGUUGUCGGUUGUGGACGAGGAAGGUUCCGAAGAAUUGAGCUCGGCAUCUGUCGGGGCCAAGACCAGUACUAGUCCCGUGUACACCAGUGGCAUCAGAGAAGAGGCGGACGGCAGUUUAACAUACUGCCUUAUGGGUGAUGGAAAAACCAUUCUACCUGAUAAAGAGUACUUGACCAUCAGUUCGACUUCGGACAGGCCCUCUAGCCUUACCUCAAACACCUCAUGUACCCCCAGUGUGGCUCCACACACUACCUCUCAUACCUCCAGGACCAGAUCCACCCCCCCUACUAGGGUCCGAUCCACCACCCCCAAAAGUACUUCCAUCCCCCACAGCUUGUCCUCGCAAACCACGAGCUCAACAAACCCCAAUUUGUCAUUGCAAACCACCUCUGUCCAGCACACACCAGCUCAGCCCUCCUCGUGGCCUACAUCCAGCCUUUCCUCUAGGAUGUCUGACCUCAACAUCAGCCACUCGGUGCAUCCUCUCCAGCCCCUGCAUGCUACACCUCCUCUUCCCAGCCUCUCCUCCCAUACCUCCAACCCCAACUCCAGGAUCUCCGAUCGUAAGCACAGCAUCACCUCCGAUCGUAAGCACAGCAUCACCUCCGAUCGUAAGCACAGCAUCACCUCCGAUCGUAAGCACAGCAUCACCUCCGAUCGUAAGCACAGCAUCACCUCCGAUCGUAAGCACAGCAUCACCUCCGAUCGUAAGCACAGCAUCACCUCCGAUCGUAAGCACAGCGUCACCUUCGAUUGUAAGCACAACAUCACCUCCGAUCGUAAACACAGCAUCACAUUCAAUACUACCAAUGCCUCCAACAUCACUCGUUCAGUCAUCCAAUACAAUCCCCAGCCCCCUGACACAUUGCCCCCCUCGCAACCCCCCGCACGCCACCCCUCUCCCCAGCCUCCCUUGUCCUCACUCUCUCCCCCCAUUCAGGCUGCACCUCUCCCACACACACACCCUACCUGGAGACAGGAGACAGAAGGGGAGGAGGACGAAGAUGAGGAUGAGAAUGAGGAGGAUCCCAGAAAAGACAUGAUGAAGGAAUUUGAGAUGUGUGUGGUUCUGACCAAGUCGUGGAGCGGUAGCUUUGGGUUCACCAUCACACGCAGCAAACUGGAUGCCUGCUACUACAUUCAGGACAUACUGGACAACCCUGCUAAGACGGACGGACGGCUCAGACCAGGGGACAGACUAGUCACGGUCAAUGGCCAGGAUAUGACGAAUGUGACGGAUGAGGUUGCCAUGUCGAUCCUGAGGUCGUCUCCUAGGAGACUGAGUUUGAUCCUGGGGAGGGCGGUGACCAACCUGAUCGCUCCACCUUUUCCAGACAACCUGCAAGACAUCAUACUGCACAAGACACCGACUGGACAGCUUGGUAUAAAGCUUACGGGUGGUAUAGGCAGCAAAUGGCAGGGGAUCUACUGUCUGGAGGUGGUUCCUGGUUCACCUGCCUGUGAGGAAGGCAGCGUCCAGCCAAACGACAGGAUCCUGUACAUCUGUGGCCGAUGCACCAUGGGAAUGACUCUGGAGGACGCUGUCAAGGCCUGCGAGACUGCUCCACGCAAAGUCAAACUUAAGGCCACCAGAGAUGACCAGCCUGUGACUCCCAAAGCCAAGAGUAAUGCUAAAGCCGUGCCCGAAACCACUGGGAAAUUCAGACCACUUCUCUCUGUCACCUCCGAUCAAGACAGCUGUAUCUUGCAAAUAUAUGUGUGUAAACCAGAGAGAGGGGGUCUGGGCUUUGCUCUGAUUGGAGGAUGCAACGGAAGUACGCUCAGAGUGAAGGAGAUAUGCGAUGGAGGCAUGGCGCAGCAGGAUGGACAGCUCAGAGUGGGAGACAUACUGCUCGAGGUGAAUGGUAUAAUAGUAUCAGGUCUGAGCCACUGUAAGGUGGUGGAUAUCCUCCGUCAGGCUGAGGGAAACAUCCAACUCACAAUCUGUAGAGACAUACCAAGGGCCAACACAGCACCCUGCACUGAUGUAUCCUACUCUAUGGCCUUCCCUGGAGACAACAUGACCGUCUGUCCUGGAUCCAAUAUGGCUUCCUGUCCUGGAUCAAAUAUGGCCUCUUAUCCUGGAUUAAAUAUGGCACCUUGUCCUGGAUCAAAUAUGGCCUCCUGCCCUGAAGUCAACAUGGCUACCAGCAAUGGAUCCAACAUGGCAUCCUGCACUGGAUCAAAUGUGUCAGUCUUCAUCGAAGCCCGUAUGUCGGACAAUGCCGAGCCAUUCUCCAACCCUUCCGCAUGUUCCUCACCUGAUGUCCAGCAGGAGGACCUUCCCCCUGAGGGGACUUCAGAUUCAGUUCCUGAUAUAGAGGAGGACAUUACCCCACUUUCACCCCCCCGACGCCUCCUAUCACCCCUCACUCCGCCUGCGGGCCCUCACAGAAGAGGACAUGGCUGGACAGGAGAGCUGUAACAGUAAACCCUCUCAUCAAGCUUGCUGCCUGUCCAGCAAGAGUAUGACUAACUUGCUCCAUGAAGCCUCGGACAGGAACCAAAUCCCUGUGAUGCCAUUGGACGAAACCAUGAUGGGCAGCAAGAACAGCCAAUCAG